This is a messenger RNA of Drosophila rhopaloa, 561 nucleotides long. Its product is annotated as 5-hydroxyisourate hydrolase. The transcript has a single exon. Lineage: Eukaryota; Metazoa; Arthropoda; Insecta; Diptera; Drosophilidae. Gene Ontology annotation, molecular function: hydroxyisourate hydrolase activity. Gene Ontology annotation, biological process: purine nucleobase metabolic process. Bases 53 to 394 code for a protein of 113 amino acids. The record is from RefSeq and is a predicted model, not a curated record.
UUUGAUAUUUCCAGAUAUAUCUCCAAUAUACAGUCUUUUAUUUGGUUUCAGAAUGGACGCACGUAAAUUUUCGACCCACAUACUGGACACCUCCGUGGGAAAAGCGGCCGCCAAUGUCAAAGUAACUGUUUCCUGGCUGGACGAGAUCCAGGAGUGGAGAUCUCUUCGUGCUGCCCAAACUGAUGCGGAUGGUCGGUGUCUGCUUUUAGAGCCUGGACACUUUCCCAGUGGAAUCUACAAGCUGACUUUUCAUGUGGGUGCCUAUUUUUCGGAGCGCGAAGUAAGGACUCUGUAUCCAGCAAUUGAUAUCAUUGUGGACUGCAGUGAAAAUCAACACUAUCAUAUUCCUUUGUUACUCAAUCCCUUUGGAUAUUCUACUUAUCGUGGUACAUAGUUAAACAAGUAAAAAUAUAAAGCUAAAACUAUUAAAAAUACAUUUUAAUGUCUAUGCACUAAUGUUUUAGAGUUUUUAUUUAAAUACAUUUAAGACCAUCUCAAUUAAAAUGUACUUACGUAACACGAGAUAGCAAGAAAAUAAAAAACAUUAUUUUAAAAACUGAA